GGUGCCAUCGACAUCUGCGAAGCCAAAGACAUCCUCACGGAGGAGAGGCGCCACAUCCUGAUCAACAUCCUCUUACCACUGGCGCUGCAGCUGCAUGUGGAGCGGCUGAAGGUGAGGCAGGUGCAGGGCACCUGGAAGGUGACCGGCAUGGAGGGCGACGUGUGCGGCGAGUUCAAGGUGCCGGAGGAACACGUCACGGUAGGCUUCAGCAACAUCGACUUCGUGCUGUACGUUGCCUCGGUGCCGAGCGACACGGACGUGAUGGCGUGGUCCGCGUUCUGCCAGGUGUUCCCUGACGGCCGACCUGCCGUGGGUGUCAUCAACAUCCCGGCGGCCCACAUUCGGUCACCCUACGACCAAUUAAUGAUACGCACCGUGGCGCACGAGGUGGCGCACGCCCUCGGCUUCAACCGCAUUUUUUUCGACAGCUUCGGCAUGGUGACGGCCGCCAUUGGAAUUCGUGGCAAAGACUAUUAUGCUCCUGUGCUCAACACCCCCACGGUGGUGACCAAGGCACGCGAGCAGUACGGCUGCACCCUCUUGAGCUUUCUUGAGCUGGAGGAUACGGGUGGCCCUGCCUCUCUUGGCUCGCAUCUUAAGGGGCGCAACGCCAAGGACGAGCUCAUGUCUUCUGUCGUUAAGGGAGGGUACUACACCGCCCUGACCAUGGCCGUCUUCCAGGACCUCGGCUUCUACCAGGCGGACUUCAGCAUGGCCGAGGUGAUGCCGUGGGCCUAUCUCGCCAGCUGCGACUUCCUCACCAAUAAGUGCAUGGAGAGGAACAUCACGCAGUGGCCCGGGAUGUUCUGCAACACCACUGACGUUCUUCUGCGCUGUUCCACUGACCGACUGACCCUCGGAACGUGCAAAUUUACCCAACGGAAAAGGCCGCUGCCGACGUACUUCCAGUACUUCACUGACUCCUUCAUCGGCGGAUUCUCACCGUUCAUGGACUACUGCCCGUACGUGGAUACCUACCCCGACGGUGCUUGCAAUCAGGACCCAUCGAUGGCAUCGCCUUCUUUAAUGGAGUUCAACGUCUUCUCCGACGCGGCGCGCUGCUUGGAUGGCGUCUUCAGACCGAAGCACGGCAUCGUUCACGGUAACCACUACAACGGCUUGUGCGCCAACGUGAAGUGCGACAGAGUCCACCACAGGUACAGCGUCCAGGUGUACGGCAGCAGCGGCUACGUCGCAUGCACGCCGGGCCAAAGCAUUGAGCUGGCCACGACCAGCACCGCCUUCGUGGAAGGCAGCUACAUUAUGUGCCCGCUGUACGUGGAGGUGUGCCAGGCCAACAUCAAGGGAGUCAUAGACUUCGAGGGAGACGCUGCCGACACAGCGGCGGCGUGA
Leishmania braziliensis MHOM/BR/75/M2904 is the source of this 1353-nucleotide messenger RNA. RefSeq names its product GP63, leishmanolysin (gene GP63-4). The transcript has a single exon. Gene Ontology annotation, molecular function: metalloendopeptidase activity. Gene Ontology annotation, biological process: cell adhesion; proteolysis. Lineage: Eukaryota; Euglenozoa; Kinetoplastea; Trypanosomatida; Trypanosomatidae. The record is from RefSeq and is a predicted model, not a curated record. Gene Ontology annotation, cellular component: cytoplasm; membrane. The annotation marks the transcript as partial.